Meleagris gallopavo (turkey) is the source of this 3388-nucleotide messenger RNA. Lineage: Eukaryota; Metazoa; Chordata; Aves; Galliformes; Phasianidae. The record is from RefSeq and is a predicted model, not a curated record.
UUCUUUUGUUUUAAAUAGUGAAGUACAUGAGAGAAGCAACUCCCUAUGUGAAGAAGGGCUCUCCAGUUUCAGAGAUUGGAUGGGAGACACCUCCUCCAGAAUCUCCCCGCCUGGGAUGUGUGUCUGCUGACCCACUGUCACAGCUUUCACUCUCCAUCCACAGGGACAAAAAGACAAUACCGCUCAAGAUGUGCUUUGUGACACGGAACAUGACGGUGUCAGACCCUGAAAACAGACUUAUUGAAGUUCAUUCACCUGAUGCCAAGCACACCGUGGUUCUCAGGAGUAAGGACUCAGCUACUGCCCAGGCCUGGUUCAAUGCCAUCCACUCCAGUGUCAAUGAUCUCAUCCCCAGGGUGAUUGCAGAGGUCAGAGACCAGCUGGGUAAAGCAGGGAUUGCUGGAAGUCGAGAGAUUAGACAUCUAGGCUGGCUUGCAGAAAAGGUGCCGGGAGACAACGAGAAGCACUGGAAGCCAGUGUUAGUGGUCUUGACAGAGAAGGACCUCUUAAUAUACGAGAGCAUGCCACGCAUGAAGGAGGCUUGGUUCAGCCCUCUGCACACCUACCCCCUCCUAGCCACCAGGUUGGUGCAUUCUGGUCCAGGAAAGGGCUCGCCGCAGUCUGGGGUGGAUUUGUCUUUUGCAACCCGUACCGGUACGAGGCAAGGGAUCGAAACACAUCUGUUCAGGACGGAGACAAGCAGAGACCUCUCACUGUGGACAAGGAGCAUCGUGCAGGGCUGUCACAAUUCUGCAGAGCUCAUCACGGAGAUCACAACGUCUUGCACAUACAAAAGCCAGGAGUGCCGUUUGACCAUCCAUUACGAACAUGGAUUCUCUCUUACAACUGAACCACAAGACGGUGCCUUCUCUAAGACAAUUGCACAGUACCCCUAUGAAAAACUGAAAAUGUCCUCAGAUGAUGGGAUAAGGAUGCUUUAUUUAGACUUCGGAGGAAAAGAUGGAGAAAUUCAACUGGACCUUCAUUCCUGUCCAAAACCAAUUGUGUUCAUCAUUCAUUCCUUCCUGUCAGCUAAGAUUACAAGACUUGGUUUGGUGGCAUAAAUGGGAUGCACACAUCUGUUUCUUCAAAGAAAAGUGGAGCAGCCACACUCAUCUGAAGUACAGUCAUCAUUGGCAACCUGUAGCAGCGAGCAGUCUGCGGCAGACUGGGGUUCUGUCCCAGUGCUUGGUCAUUUCUGUCAACCAUUCAAGACUAAAUUAUGAUCAGCUGAAGAGGUGGCAUGACAAGGAAAACAAUGUAAAUAGUGGGAUUUUAAAAUCCCUUAUCAGACAGUAAAAGAGUGUAUGUGUAAAUAUUUCAGAAUCAUAAAUCGUGCUUAUUUCAAUGUGCUAGCUGAUACAGAAUAAGUAAAGGGCUAAGCAGAAAGGAGUGGGCAUUGGCUGUGAUGCAAACUCAUGGUUCUUUGAGCGGAAGUUCCAUAAACAAGAUUGUCCCAACGCCUAGAAGUCACAUGUUGGUUCUUCUAACCUUUACAGCAUCUGCAGAAUUUCUUGUGAGAAGCCAUCAGAACACAUUGCUGCACACCCAGCAGAGCAUGCAGACAGCCUCUGUGAGUAGUGUGCUCCAAAGCAAUACUGAGGUUGUCAGUGACCAGCUGCACAGUGCCUGCUGAGGGGUCCUUUCAAGUUAAAUGAUAGAGACAUCUUGUGUACAUUCCUAGCGAUGGAUCUGACGCAGCGCUACCUGUAGGGAAGGCAGCAAGGCAUAGGCUGGAGGGGAGCAUCCUCUGUAUGGACACAUGGGAUGUGCUUUCAUAGUGGCUUUCCAGAUGAUUCCAAUGACCUGGAGUUUCACCUAAAGGGGUUCCCAAGCUCAGGUAAGAGAUCCAAAGGCCAGGUCAUACUAGGAGCUUCCCAUCCUCCUGCUCCAACUUUGUCGACCCCUCAGUUCUGCCAGAUCUGGUUGUAUGGUCUUGAUUUUGCUUAUUUGCAAGGAGGAAGACCUUUUUUUGUGGGAAAGAUGCUUUUCUUUGUGAGACUGUGUGUUCAACGUGGUCCUGGAACAACUCAGUUGGCUUCAUGUAGUUGGGUGGGAAUAGGAACAGAAUGGACUGCAUUUACAUUGUUCUUAAAUUGUCAACACAACAGCUUCGUGUUGAAUUGGUUUUUGUUUGCUUUUAGAGUUUUGCCCUAAAUUCACACUUUGAAGGACAGGAAUUAUGUAGGAAGUAAUCAGAAGUUGCAGAACUUUGCUUGUCAUACUACAUCUAUUUUAUUCUUCAGAAAGCCAGUGAGUUUCAGUGUAACAUCACUUGGCUGGCAAAGAAGAAGACUGAAAACACAGUUUGGUUCCAUGUUGCUUUUAAGCUAAGUUUUGAGAUUUAAAUGUUAUAGUGCUUAUCACAGGGUAGGAAUUAGAUUGUGGUGGGUAGUUUCCAUAAGUAUCUUAACCAUCAAAGCUAAUUGAAAAAUUAAGACAAUGGGCUGAAUUUGCAAAUAGUGAAAACUGCUGCUUCAGAACAACAGCUACAUUGACAUUUGGAACAGCAGCCCUGCUCCCAGUGCCUCUCUCCAGUGAAAAGUCUGAAGGUGAUUUACCUAUCUGUGAACUUUGUUUUUACUGUCAUGGUACGUGCACUUAAAAAUUAAUGCCUUGUGUAAAGUCACAAGUUAGGAGCUACGUUGCAUAACUUACCAAUAAUUUCCAAAUGCACAUUUCUCACUUUGCUACUGCUGCCAUCCUCAUAUCCCUCUGCAGCAGUUAUUUGGAUCUCCUUUGCUUGGAAGCUUCUGGGAUAGCAUCUUCUGAGAAGCUGCGAGCAGUUGGUAUGCUGGAGGCUGGGGUUUUGGAUAUGAACUCAGAAGACAUUGUCAAGUAAACUGUUGUGUGAUGGUUUUAAAAGGUCAUUCAAGACAUUGUUUGCAAAGUAUUUCAUUGCUGUUUCAAAGCAUAACUUAAAAAUUUGGACGUAGGCUCCUAUAAAAUUCCAUAGGUUAGAAUGAGAACUUGCAUUCUGUGGGAUAGGUUAAAAGCAUAUGUAAACUGUACUGCACUAUUUCCUUAUUCCUUUAACAUUUACAAAUCACUGGAAUGUUAUACUUAACAUGUACGUGCAUUGUAAAUAUUUCAAAUUCCUAUAUUAGUACCAACAAUGAAAUUACACAAUAUGUAAUCUAAGGUGCUCAGUACUAUAUGAAGUAUAAGUGAAUAACUAAACAGUUUGCAAAGAAAGUUCCUACUAUAUAUAUUUAUAGAAAAAAUAAUGAUAAUUACAGAUGCUAUUUCUUCAUUUUCAGAUUUUGGACUGAUUCAUAUUUGGAUGGGAUAGAUAAAUGAAAUACAGACUUACUCCACAUUUAUAAGAGUAUAGUGAAUAUUUAUAUUUUAGAGGAAAAGAAUAUAUUUAAUAAAGUCAUUUAUUGGA